UGAUGCUGAGGAAGCUUCUCCUCCACUUCUGCAUCUAAAGAGACAAGCACGAACUUCCUGUGUGAUCUCCGUUCAGCUGACUUCACCCUGGCUGCCUCUCUGGGAGGCUUACAGGCUGUGCAGUCUGGGGGAUAGAGAGCCUUCUGUGGGCGGUGUACAGCUCGCAGAGACGCUUGGAAUAUUCUUGCAGAAGCAUCAACAGAAGAUCAGCAGCAGCAGCCAUAAAUGUGGAUUGUUUACACCGGUCGGUCGAGCCGUUCCUGCUUCCCCGCCUCCCAGCGACUCCGAGCGGCCGACUGUGCUCAGCAGCGUAGCCGCAGAUAGCGUCAGUGGAACGGGGCUGAUGGCCCUGGUGCUCGGCCCGGCCUCCAUCACCCUCAGCGUCUGCCCGUGAGACUCCUAGAGAGCUACAAAGCCACACCGCUACAUCUAGUCGCCUCAAGUCCCGUGGGAAGAGCGGAGAAAGGAGAGGCGGAGCGGGGCUCAGCAUCGCACCGUGCAUGGUGCUGCGGUGUCGGAGGGAGUGGAUGUGCAGCCAGAGCUGACCCAGAGAUGGCUGUUCUCAAACUGGCCGACCAGCCUCCUCUCAUCCAGGCAAUCUUCAGUGGAGAUUCUGAAGAGAUCCGUAUGCUCAUAUACAAGUCUGAAGACAUCAAUGCUCUGGAUGCAGAGAAGCGCACUCCGCUGCAUGCAGCAGCCUUCCUGGGCGAUGGCGAGAUCACCGAACUCCUCAUCCUCUCGGGGGCACGUGUCAACGCCAAAGAUAACAUGUGGCUGACCCCUCUCCAUCGCGCUGUUGCAUCUCGGAGUGAGGAGGCUGUUCGAGUCUUGAUCCGCCACUCUGCUGACGUGAACGCGCGGGACAAGAACUGGCAGACGCCGCUGCAUGUCGCAGCAGCGAAUAACGCGCUGCGAUGCGCUGAGAUCAUCAUCCCACUGCUGAGCAGCGUCAACGUGUCAGAUCGUGGUGGACGCACUGCUCUCCACCACGCUGCCCUCAACGGCCACACUGAGAUGGUAAACCUUCUCCUCACUAAAGGAGCCAACAUCAAUGCCUUUGAUAAAAAGGAUGGCCGAGCUCUGCACUGGGCAGCUUUCAUGGGUCACUUGGAUGUGGUGUGCCUGCUGGUAAACAAAGGUGCAGAGAUCAGCUGCAAAGACAAACGAGGAUACACUCCACUUCACACGGCAGCCUCCAGUGGACAGAUUGCCGUCGUCAAACACCUGCUCAACCUGUCUGUUGAGAUAGAUGAGCCCAAUGCAUUUGGAAACACGCCUCUCCACGUGGCCUGUUUCAAUGGUCAGGACGCUGUUGUCAGUGAGCUGAUUGAUUAUGGGGCCAAUGUCAGCCAGGCCAACAACAAAGGCUUCACCCCGCUGCACUUUGCUGCUGCCUCCACACACGGAGCGCUCUGCCUGGAGUUCCUGGUCAACAAUGGGGCCGAAGUCAAUGUACAGAGUCGGGAUGGAAAGAGUCCUCUCCACAUGACUGCCGUUCACGGACGGUUCACUCGCUCUCAGACCCUCAUCCAGAACGGCGGAGAGAUCGACAGUGUGGACAAGGAUGGCAACACUCCCCUUCACAUUGCUGCUCGCUAUGGCCACGAGCUCCUCAUCAACACGCUUAUCACCAGCGGAGCCGACUGCACCAGGCGAGGAGUCCACGGGAUGUUUCCUCUUCACCUGGCUGCCUUGAAUGCACACUCUGACUGCUGCCGGAAGCUGCUGUCGUCAGGUCGGAGGUUUAGCAUAAUGUGUAACGACUCGGUCCUGUCUGCAGGCUUUCAGAUAGACACUCCAGACACGCUGGGGAGGACCUGCCUCCACGCUGCUGCUGCUGGAGGUAAUGUGGAUUGUGUCAAGUUGCUCCUGAGCAGUGGAGGAGACCACAACAGGAGAGAUAAGUGUGGCAGGACUCCUCUUCACUAUGCGGCUGCCAGCCGUCACUAUCAGUGUCUGGAGACUCUGUUGGCAUGUGGCACUGCCAUAAAUGCCACAGACCAGUGGGGGCGCUCCGCCCUGCACUAUGCUGCUGCCUCAGAUCUGGAUAGAAGACGUCGUGUUGCUCUGGAGCCAGAGAGUGAAGGCGUUCAGGCGGAAAGGGAGAAGGAGGCAGCACUAUGUUUGGAGUUCCUGCUUCAGAGCGGUGCUACGGCCUCACUGAAAGACAAACAGGGUUACAACCCUGUCCACUACGCCGCAGCCUAUGGACACAGGCACUGUCUAGAACUGCUGCUGGACAGAGAUGGCGGUCACCAAGAUGACUCUGAAUCUCCACAUGCCAGGAGCCCGCUGCACCUCGCUGCGUACCAUGGCCAUGCUCAGGCCCUGGAGGUGCUGCUGCAGGGGGAGAGAGAGGUAGACCAAGGGGACGAGAUGGGGAGGACAGCUCUGGCACUGGCUGCUCUCCGUGGUCACUCUGACUGCGUUCACACCCUCCUCAGCCAGGGAGCAUCGCCACGCACUACUGAUAAGCAGUAUGGACGCACCCCGGUGCACCUUGCAGUGAUGAAUGGUCAUACUACGUGUGUGCGCCUCCUGCUGGAUGAAUCGGAUAAUUCAGACCUCGUGGAUGUUGCUGACUCUCAGGGACAGACUCCUCUAAUGCUCGCGGUGGCCGGAGGUCACGUCGACGCCGUGUCGCUGCUGCUGGAAAGGGAAGCCAAUGUCAAUGUGGCCGAUAACCACGGCCUCACAGCGCUGCACCUUGGGCUGCUGUGUGGUCAGGAGGAGUGCAUCCAGUGUCUGCUGGAGCAGGAGGCUUCGGUUUUGCUCGGCGACUCGCGCGGUCGUACAGCCAUCCACUUGGCCGCUGCCCGAGGCCACGCUUCCUGGCUGAGUGAGCUGUUGAGCAUCGCCUGCUCUGAGGCGCCAUCCUUGCCCCCGCUGAGAGACCACAGCGGGUACACACCGCUGCACUGGGCCUGUUAUUAUGGUCAUGAAGGGUGUGUGGAGGUCCUGCUAGAACAGAAAGGCUGCCGCUGUAUUGAUGGGAACCCCUUCACCCCUCUGCACUGCGCUGUAACCAAUGAUCACGAGCCAUGUGCAUCGCUGUUGCUGGAGGCGAUGGGUUCAGACAUCGCUGGCUGCUGCGAUGCUAAGAGCAGGACUCCUCUUCAUGCUGCAGCAUUUGCCGGUCAUGUCGAUUGUGUCCAGUUGCUCCUUUCCCACGAUGCACCUGUGGACGUCGCAGAACAGUCGGGUCGCACUGCGCUGAUGAUGGCGGCUCAGAGGGGCAGGGUCGGGGCUCUUGAGGUGCUGUUGACCAGCGCCAGUGCCAACCUCAGUCUGACUGACAAGGACGGCAACACCGCCCUGCACCUGGCUUGCAGUAAUGGGAAGGAAGACUGUGUGUUGCUGAUCCUCGAGAAGCUGUCUGACACUGCGCUCAUUAAUGCCACGAAUGCAGCGCUGCAAACUCCUCUGCACCUGGCGGCUCGUAGCGGUCUGAAGCAGGUGGUCCAGGAGCUGCUGUCCAGAGGAGCCAACGUUCAGACGGUGGAUGAGAACGGUCUGACGCCUGCUCUGGCUUGUGCUCCUAGUAGAGAGGUGGCUGACUGUUUGGCUCUCAUUCUGGCUACCAUGAUGCCUUUCUGCUCACCUUGCAGCUCUGGAGCUCCCUCCCCAGGGUCCUUGUUGAGGCAUAUACCCCACCAGGGGGGUAAAGGCCUAUCCACUGGCCCUCGGGCGUCACGCAGCCCCAGGAACCCCUCGGGACCAUCCAGCGAGGGAACCACAGAGAACGACUCAGAGGACUCCGAAACGUUCUGACCCCUCUAAACCGACUCUCUAGCUUCCUACCUCCAAGAGUGCACGUGAACGUCUUACCUCUCUCCUCGGCGAGGAAUGAUGCAGUGUUUGAGUGCACAACUGAGGGAGAAGGAUAGAGACUUGGUCAUUCAUAGAGCCCAUAAAAGUUCAAUAUUAAAUAAAUAACUUGUGGACAAUAAUUAAUCGUAAGAUGAGUUGGAAUAUUUUCUAAUAGAUGGUUAAAUAAUAUUCAUAUUUCUCAUGUCUUCUGUUUGUUUAAUAUUGAACCUUUGGUGCUCCACAUGCAGUGUCUAUAUCUUCUGUUCCUCAUGUUGGGAACAUGAACACGAACUGAAUCGCUCUGCUUUGACGCCAGGCUGGAGACCCUGCAGCUUCUUUUUUUGUAAUGCUCUUUUUUUAAAAGAAAAACCAAGAUGGGAGCAGCUGCACUGCCCAGGACUGACUGACUGGAGCCCAACGAGUCGCUCCGUGAACAAGAACUCGAUCUGGACCAGUUUGGGUCUGCAUGCUUGUGUUAAUUUACACCACGGUUCAUUCUUUCUACUCACGGGUGCUUAAAUCCAAACGACCUCGGUACUUAGUCUCUGCACGGCACAGCAGCUCGCUGCGGAGACUCGUGUUGUCUUUUUAAAAAAAGCCAUUUUUAACUGUUUGUACAAAACGAAGGAGACUAUUAAGAAAUCAGAGUGUAAUUUUAAACUUUUUAUGAUUUUAGGCUUGUUGUACCAAAUAUUUGACUUCCACGAGUAAAUAAUGAACAUGUGACAAAAGGUCACAUAAACAGGUACAUAGAGCUUGUUUUUAACUGUUUAACAGCUGAAGCACAAAUUUGUAGGUUUUUGUUUGGUUUGGAUGACGUUUGGAUAGAAUGGGAAUUGUGUGGCCUCUCCGAAAGACGUUCCUAGUUCAACUGUAGACCAGAAUAGAGGAUAUGAAACACUAGGUACAUCUCAAUGACCUUUACAUCGAGAAAUCCAGAUGACACAGCCCUGACGAAAGAUUCCUCAAGCCUGAUUUAGAGUUCUGUGGUAAAUCAUGGUAGAGCUUACCAUGUGUAACCCACAUAAGUGGCCGUCAGCAUUUAUGCUUGUGCUGGUUCAUUACAUGUUAAUUACUAAGUGGGUAUGUCCACUGAUGUUUCCAGCUGAUGGAAACAUACUGGGUAAGCAUAUUUGUCCCUGAAGUUUUUCCACUUCUUUCCACAUUCCCUCACGUCAAUUAAUAAAUAAAUAUCCCAAGUUCAUUUCAGUUCCACAGUCACGUGUGUUUCAGCAUAAAUUUAAAUGCUAAUGCAAACACUCAGGCACAAAGCUGUAUUCAGAAGAGCUGAACAGUAAUAAUGAUAGUCUGUUAAUGUUAAAUAAGUUAACGUUAGCCUCAAGAGGACAUGGAUACAUGCUACGUUAGCAUAAUCCUGACAAAUCUUUUGCUAUGUUAGCCAUUCUAGACGUUUCAUGUUGAAGGAUGCAUUUAUAUCUGAUUUAAUUUUAAAUUAAUCAAAGCGUGGUACAUUUUAUGGUAGUAUAGUAGCUACACAGAUAAGUCAAAAUCCUAGUUCAAUUAAAAAAAGGAUUGCAUUAGCAGUGCUGUUAGCCUAAAGAAAAUAGCUGCUACAUUAGCACAAAGUGUUUUUACUAUAUUAGAUCAAAGCUAGUGGUAUCUAAUGUUAUUGUUCAGGACAUUUUUCAAAACAUUCAGUAUUGUCAGUAUGUGGUGUAAAGUCAAGAACUAAUGUAUCACAGGUGGAGUUGUAGAUAUCAGCCAUGGGGGUUAGCAUUGCUGCUAUGCUAAAACCAGCCUGGGGGUUCUUCCAGUUUAAAACCAGACUGAAGAGAUAAAGACGCUUGUGUCCACCACUUGAAUGACUUCCUGUGGCCAUGAAACAAAGGCUGUUCUCUUGAUUCUUUGAAGCACCAUCUGUACUUUUAAUGGAGUGAUGUGAUAAGGUAAUGGGGAUGUACCUAGUGAUGAAUAUAAGGUCUGUGGAGAUCAGAUUGAAAGAUGAGAUUAUGACUAAGAUUUAUGCAUUUUGUCCUCUGGCCUUGAAUGGCCAUCUGCACUGUUUUCACUCCAUUUGCAUCCCUACCUGUUGUGUUGUGCAUGCUUGCACACUUCCAGGCAAAGCUUCUUUUUUUGUACUUUAAUGUUUAAUCGUAAAUGCCCAGAUUCUCAACAAAGACCAAAUUUCUGAGGCAAUGAAAAGCUCUGUUUAGCUCUGUUGUGCUAUAUAUGAUCCAUUACACGAUGGUACAAACAAUGCCAGCACUUAAAUGUAAAUUAACACAGGGCUUUGACCACUUUCCUCACAUUCCUCCCCACUGUUUGUCGCUCUGCCAGCUAUGUGCCAUUGUUUCGAAUGUGUCCAGUGCCUUGAUGAGUCUUUUAUUUCUUUUAUGACAUAUCCUGUGCUAGUAGUUGGAAAGGAUGAGUUCACUAUUAUUGCAAAAUAGGAAAAGUGUUGGUGGUACUGAAUGGUGCAGAUUUUAGCCAUGCUUUGAGAGAUUUACCUCAGACCUCUACCGUUUUAUUGUUUGUGUAGGUUUUUCGCCUUUUGUACACACCAGACACUUUUAAAAGUGAGAAGAAAGUUCCAAACCAGCCGUCAGUUAUGAGGAGCUGCUAAAUGGAUUUGAAGGUCAAACUUGUAAAACCAGACUUGAUGUGCUGCUGUGGGCAUAUGAUGUGACUGAAAGCACAGUUACUGAAUGGACCUAUAAAUAUAAAUCUCACUGCAAGAAGAAAGAAGGAAUACUUGAUUCAUUGUUCAAGUUGGGAAAUGACUGAAACCGUGAAAACAGCGAUCUCUUUCUCCUCUCUGUGGAGGUGCAAAUCUUAAAACCUGGACAAACAAAAACUAGGCGUGGCUGAGCACCACCAGGUACCACCAUUGUUUUUGAAAUUGUGUGAAAUUAUUCUUUAAUGCGUUGAGCUAAAUAUGAGUCGUUAUGUUGUAUUGAAUGACAGUGUUUGACACAGUUUUGGUUGUUUUGUCACCUUAAACCUCUGAGGUCUAAGUCAUCAUUUUGUUUUUGAGUUUUUGGAAAAAAUGUGAAUUGUUUUUCGUGUUGUCAGUUGAACUGACUUUUUCUUUGGCCCCUGAUUGCCAAGAUUUUGGAGAACAAAGUAAUAAAAAGGAAAAAAUGAUGUUUGCUUGCCGAGGGUAGGGUCGGGGUCACCACCUGUGACAACUUAGACCCGAGAGAGUUAAAGGCUGGAGAUUUAAUCCCCCUAAUUUUAUUG
Molecule: messenger RNA, 7011 nt
Organism: Haplochromis burtoni (Burton's mouthbrooder)
Lineage: Eukaryota; Metazoa; Chordata; Actinopteri; Cichliformes; Cichlidae
Gene: ankrd44
Product: ankyrin repeat domain 44
Exons: 28
Coding region: 553-3771 (1072 amino acids)
Cellular component (GO): cytoplasm
Molecular function (GO): protein binding
Source: RefSeq, a predicted model, not a curated record